ACUCAAAAACAAGAGAGAAAUACUCACAAAUUUUCAUAUCUUUAUCUAGCUAAGAAAUCAAACAUGGGUUCCUGGUCAGCUGAGAAUGCCACAAAAGCCUACCUUAAAACCUUGAAAAUGGGACACAAAGCUAAUGAGCCAGACGAAGUUGAGUUCAUAUCGGCACUAGCAGCAGGCAGCAACGCGCAACUAAUGGUGGUGGCGUGCGCCGGGGCUGCCGAUGCCACGGCGCUAGCCCUCGUGGCGGCGGCUCACCAAACCGGGGGCCGCGUGGUUUGCAUUCUCCGAGGAAACGAUGAACUCGAUCAGUCCGAGGAGCUAAUCCUCGGACUAGACCAUGCUUGUCACGUAGAGUUUGUCAUCGGAGACGCACAGCACUUGCUCUUGACACACUACAGAGAAGCGGAUUUCGUACUCGUCGACUGUGAUCUCGAGAGCCAGCAAGAGGGAAUCCUUAGGACGGUUCAAAUGGCUGCCGUCGUCAAUAAAAAGAGGCAAAACGGUGUCGUUUUUGUUGGCUACAACGCUUUCAGAAAAGGGUCCUCGUCGUGGCGAUCCAACAGUAGUAGCAGUAAUAAUAAUAUUACGGGGUGUAGAACGCAGUUGUUGCCUAUUGGAGAAGGUUUGUUGGUGACGCGUAUUAAUGGUAGUACUAAUAUUGGAAAAGUUAGCAGUGGCACUGUUAAUGGAAAAAAUACGAAUACUACUGCUCAUAGGAGAAGUCAUAGUUGGGUUGUGAAAGUUGACAAGUGUACUGGUGAAGAGCAUGUGUUUAGGGUCAAAUCUCCAAAUCAUGGUAGACAGAUUGAGGCUUAAUGAUUAAUUAUAUAUUUAGCUAUUUAGGUUAUUGAUUAUAUCAUUUAUUAUUAUAUUUAUAAAUAUAAAUAUUAUUAUAGGAUCCAUGAGUUCAUGUGUUUUACUUUUUAAGUUUCUUUCCAGAAAAAGGGGAAGAGUAUAACUUACUAGGUCAGUUUUGUUGCCAUGAUGAUACAUGGAAGUGUGUAUAUAUAAGGAAGUAUUAAUAUGUAAAUGUUUGCCAUUAAUUAUAUAUAUGAAGAAUUUAUUUACUUGAAGUGUUGA
Messenger RNA from Humulus lupulus (European hop), 1080 nucleotides. RefSeq lists its product as uncharacterized. The transcript is spliced from 2 exons. NCBI's taxonomy places the organism in Eukaryota, Viridiplantae, Streptophyta, Magnoliopsida, Rosales, Cannabaceae. The coding region runs from base 64 to 816 and encodes 250 amino acids. The record is from RefSeq and is a predicted model, not a curated record.